AUGCAUCAGAGGGCUGCCGCACAUGUCGUCUCAUGGGAGUGCUGCGCCACACGCUGGCGCCCAACCGUACAGAAACGCCAUGCUGCAGAUGGCGAGGUAAACCAGCGCAGGGUCAAAAUCUUUGAUCAGCUCGCGUUUGUGACCAAGCGCUGGACCAAAGUGCGCGUGGGUGACGUGGUCAAGGUUCUCAACAACAGCUACUUUCCAGCCGAUCUCAUCCUUCUCUCUUCAUCAGAGCCCGAUGCCAUGUGCUAUGUGGAAACAGCCAACUUGGACGGUGAAACUAAUCUCAAGAUUCGCCAGGGCUUACCGGCCACCAGCCACCUGAUCUCACGCGACAGCAUUCGUUUUCUCAAGAAACCUUGUUCACAAAUCACGAGACUUGCUCUCUCUCUCUCUCUCUCUCUCUCUCUCUCUCUCUCUCUCUCUCUCUCUCUCUCUCUCUCUCUCUCUCUCUCUCUCUCUCUGUCUCUCUCUCUCUCUCUCUCUCUCUCUCUCUCUCUCUCUCUCUCUCUCUCU
Molecule: messenger RNA, 519 nt
Organism: Monosiga brevicollis MX1
Lineage: Eukaryota; Choanoflagellata; Craspedida; Salpingoecidae
Exons: 3
Biological process (GO): phospholipid translocation
Cellular component (GO): plasma membrane
Molecular function (GO): ATPase-coupled intramembrane lipid carrier activity
Source: RefSeq, a predicted model, not a curated record